GGAUGACCCGGUAGAGCGUGAUGGCGGAUUAAGCCCAGAAGAGAGGCGAUGUGAGCUGCAGAAGACGAUGUUUUUCAGGCCAGCGGGACUGAAACAUGCAGAUCGUCUGAUGGGUUCUCGGCAGGGUCCAGCGAGAGUCGCGAGGUAAACAAAGCGAGCGACAGGGACAGGUCUAUCCCAGCGAUUCGGGUGAUGAACAGGAAGAUGAAGAAGGUGAUGCGAACGACCGACCGACAGCGAAGGGAGGGAGGAUUUCAACGAAGACCGACCGAAGCAGCGUCGGUCCAGCGUUGGCAAGAAAGAGACGAAGGCAAAAGAAAGGGCGACUCGAGGCGGGUGGCCGCACCUUGCCCGAUCGGGCCAGUGAGUGAGACAUCCGCGCUAUUUUUAUUUGGCGUGGCACGCCUGAGGCACCUCUCAGGUGUCGCCCAGGCAUCCCCGACCGAGGGGCUCAUUCUUCUGCCGUCCAUCCCCCGACUGGUUUCACAUAGAAGACAACACCCUCUUCCCAGGGAAAGUCCCGGCGAGAAUGAACCCCCAGUAUCUGUCCCGGAGGGAGCAUCCCGACUGCCAGUCUGUGACACUGUGUACCGCUGCCCCCGCAAAACUGCGACACUAACCGGGUCCCGGCAGCCACUAUUGCCAAUUAUUGGCCACGAACAUCAACCAGAUACUCCAGACAAUCCACUGAUUGGAAGCGAGCAGAUGCUUACAUAGUAGUGCCGAGAUAACUAGUAGAUAACAACUUUGCAUUCUAGCUCUCUAGCUGAAAUAGAUAUUGAUACUAAAGCUUAUCUAAAACGACAAUGAAAGAUGUUCCUGAUUAUUCAACAUGGUAUGCUUCAUGUACAACACAAUCUUGCCGUCAUCAAACUCUCACAAAUCAUGAUUAGUAUUAGUAGUAUUAUUAGAGUCGGUCAUUUCACAGGCGUAUUGAUACAGGGUCCAAUCUCGGUCGGACUGGGAGAGGCGCGUAUCCUC
This is a messenger RNA of Aspergillus ibericus CBS 121593, 981 nucleotides long. RefSeq lists its product as uncharacterized. Lineage: Eukaryota; Fungi; Ascomycota; Eurotiomycetes; Eurotiales; Aspergillaceae. The record is from RefSeq and is a predicted model, not a curated record. Bases 193 to 717 code for a protein of 174 amino acids. The transcript has a single exon.